Lolium perenne is the source of this 3000-nucleotide messenger RNA. NCBI's taxonomy places the organism in Eukaryota, Viridiplantae, Streptophyta, Magnoliopsida, Poales, Poaceae. The record is from RefSeq and is a predicted model, not a curated record.
GACUGCCUGUGAGGCUGUGAGGCAAUGCACUGGCAUGAUUACAACCCUGGAACCAUUUAUCUUUAAGAAGUUGAAACCCGGUAGCAUUCUGUUUUCGACCUGGAAAGAUUUUUUCCUUUUCAGAAUUGACACAGACAAGCACCAGAAAUAGAUACAUGUUUCAGGCACCAUCCGGUGCUGCCAUCUCCGCAACCAUGGCUCCAGCUCUUCCACCAAAAGUUGCCACCGUCUCCCUCCUCUCCUUUCUCAUGCUAGUCUCGUGCGCUGCGAGUCGGGACAUUCUGCAGCUGGGAUCCUCCCUCGCUGUGGAAACCUACCAGAGUGACAUCCUGCGGUCACCGGACGGCACCUUCUCCUGCGGCUUCUACAGCGUCUACGACAAGGCCUUCACGUUCUCAAUAUGGUACUCCGAGGCGGCCAACAAGACCAUCGUCUGGAGCGCAAACCGCGACCGCCCCGUCCACUCCAGGGUGUCAGUCCUGACCUUGCGCAAGGACGGCAACAUGGUCCUCACAGACUACGACGACACCAUCGUGUGGGAAGCUGGUGAUUACCUCAGAAAUGUUCAGCAUGCUCAGCUGCUGGACACCGGAAAUCUCGUCAUGAAGAAUACCAGCAGCGACAUAGUAUGGCAGAGCUUUGAUUCACCGACGGACACGAUCCUGCCAUCCCAGGGCAUCACAGCUGCGACAAAGUUGGUCCCGACAACCCAGUCUCGUUCUCCUGGUAACUACAUCUUCCGUUUCAAUGAUAUAUCGGUGCUGUCACUCAUAUACGAUGUUCCUGAUGUCUCGGAUAUAUAUUGGCCGAAUCCUGAUAAUAGCGUCUACGACAAUAACAGAAGCCGGUAUAACAGUACUAGAUUGGGCAGUUUAGACAGCAAUGGGGUGCUUGCAUCUAGUGAUUUUGCUGAUGGAAUACUACUUAAGGCAUCUGAUGCAGCAGCAGCGGGGACCAAGAGAAGGCUAACUCUCGACCCUGAUGGUAAUCUCCGGAUGUACAGCCUGGAUGACUUGGAUGGGGUGUGGUCAAUUUCAAUGGUAGCAAUCUCCCAGCCUUGCACCAUCCAUGGUCUAUGCGGUCAGAAUGGAAUCUGCCAUUACUCGCCUAAACCUACGUGCUCAUGCCCACCAGGUUAUGUGAUGACCAACCCAGGUAACUGGACUGAAGGCUGCACGGCUACUUUCAAAUUAACUUGUGGUGAUCAGGAACCUGUGCAGUUUGUGAAGCUCCCCCACACGGAUUUCUGGGGAUCUGAUCAGAAGCGUCUUCUAGGAAUUUCCUUGGACGCUUGUAUGGACAUUUGCAUCCGUGACUGCACCUGCAAAGGCUUCCAAUACCAGCAAGGCACAGGGUCAUGCUACCCGAAAUCUCUUCUUUUCAAUGGAAUGAGUUGUGCGACACCCAGGGUGAGAGCAAUCUAUCUCAAGCUCCCUGCCAGGUUCAAUGUUUCAGAUACACCUAUUCCUCAGUCCAAUGUGUUGGAUCCGGCGCCGCCUACUCUGCAGUGUGAACAGAUGAGCCGGGGAGUCAGAUACCCAUUUCCGGAUGUAAAAGAAACCAGUGAUGGAGAAUCGAAGUGGUUCUACUUCUACAGUUUCAUAGUUGCAAUUUCUAUUAUUGAGGUUUCCUUCAUAGCAUUUGCAUGGUUCUUCGUCUUUAGAAGAGAGCUGGGGCCAUCAGAGAUGUGGGCAGCCGAGGAAGGUUACAAGGUGAUGACUAGCCAUUUUCGAAGAUACAAUUACACAGAGCUCGUGGAGGCAACAAGAGAGUUCAGAGUUGAGCUAGGAAGGGGAAGAUCAGGCGCUGUGUAUAAAGGUGUACUAGAAGAUGAAAGGCCAGUGGCUGUGAAGAAGCUUAAAAAUAUAAGUCGAGGCAAGGAAGAGUUUCAAGCUGAGCUAAGCAUCAUUGGCAGGAUUAACCACAUGAAUCUUGCGAGAAUAUGGGGGUUUUGCUCAGAAGGGUCACACAGGCUGUUGGUUUGUGAGUAUGUGGAGAACGGAUCCCUGGCAAACAUUAUGUUCAGAGACCAAAAAACUUUCGUCCUGGACUGGAAGCAAAGGUUUAAUAUUGCAUUAGGUGUGGCCAAAGGAUUGGCCUAUCUUCACCAUGAGUGCUUAGAAUGGGUCAUCCACUGUGAUGUGAAACCUGAGAACAUACUGCUGGACACAGACUUUGAGCCUAAGAUCACUGACUUUGGGUUGGCGAAGUUGCUAAACAGAGCUGGAUCCAGUCAGAACAUGUCGCAGGUGCGAGGAACAGUAGGUUACAUAGCUCCCGAGUGGGUUUCUGGCCUCCCAAUCACAGCGAAAGUUGAUGUGUACAGUUAUGGAAUUGUGCUGCUUGAGCUUUUAUCUGGGGCAAGAGUUUCGGAGCUGGCUGUCGGUUCAGACGUGCACAGCAUGCUCCAGCAGCUUGUCAGUGUUCUUGCUGAUAAACUGGAGGGGCAUGAAGAAUCAUGGGUGUGUGAAUUUGUUGACCAGGAAUUGAGUGGACAGUUUAACUAUCUGCAAGCAAGAACGGUGAUCAAGUUGGCUAUUUCUUGCUUGCAAGAAGAUAGAAACAAGAGACCGACCAUGGAAUCUGUUGUCCAGACUCUCCUCUCGUUUGAUGAAGCUAGUGAUUAGUGCUAGGACUACAGCUGUUCGUGGAAUGUUUAAAUAGGGUCUACAGGAGUCAUAUUUUUUUAGAUAAGUAGUCCUAGAAGUUAUCGAGGUAAAAAGAAAGAUGCCGAAGGGUGUCAACAGAAUCUAGUGUGCUAUCAGCACAGACGCUAGGAGAAGCCAAACCACUUUGCCAGAAGGCUCCCUUCUUGGCUAGCUACCUACACACUUGGUGAAGAACAGAGGUCAGGUAGAUCACAACUAUAUUUUGUAUGUUUACCUGAAUGUGUGAUCUUGCUAAACAUAUAGGGAAUCCAGUUAUCUAUGUCAGUUUUAUUGUUGAUGUAGUGAAGAUCCUUGGUUGGAUAUAUGGAAUCGAAACUGGGAACCCUGAAAA